Messenger RNA from Pleurotus ostreatus (oyster mushroom), 1134 nucleotides. RefSeq names its product UDP-glucose-4-epimerase (gene GAL10). The coding region runs from base 1 to 1134 and encodes 377 amino acids. Gene Ontology annotation, molecular function: UDP-glucose 4-epimerase activity. The record is from RefSeq and is a predicted model, not a curated record. Lineage: Eukaryota; Fungi; Basidiomycota; Agaricomycetes; Agaricales; Pleurotaceae. Gene Ontology annotation, cellular component: cytosol. The transcript has 8 exons. Gene Ontology annotation, biological process: beta-D-galactose catabolic process via UDP-galactose, Leloir pathway.
AUGGUUGAAGCGCCAUCCCCACUCAAGCGCGUGCUGGUCACCGGAGGCGCAGGUUACAUUGGAUCGCAUGUCGUCUACGCACUACAGAAUACCCGCCGAUUCAAAGUCAUCUCUAUUGACAACCACCACAAUUCAUAUCCCAAGUCCCUGCUCCGUGUAUCGCAGCUCUCGAAGAGUGAGCUCCCCGAAGGCGCCUCGGCGCAGGAUGUAGAAACAACGGAAAUCGAUGCGCACAAGUGCGAUCUUACACAGCCUGAGCAGAUUCGGCAGGUCUUCCAGAAGUACGGGAAGGCAGGCAUUUGGGGAGUAAUUCACAUCGCGGCGUACAAGGCUGUGGGGGAAUCCACUGAGAUACCACUCACCUAUUACGCCAACAAUGUUGGCGCCACUGUAUCGUUGCUGCAAGUCAUGGCAGAGUUCGAGUGCACGCGGAUAGUCUACUCGUCGUCUGCAACUGUAUAUGGAAUCCCCCCGAUUAUUCCUAUACCGGAAACCACACGUCUGCAAGCCGAGAGUCCCUAUGGAAAGACGAAAGUCAUGGCAGAGACGAUCAUACAGGACUUAUGCCAAGCGGAACCAGAACGGUGGCGGGCCAUCUCUCUGCGUUACUUCAACCCUGCCGGCGCGCAUCCCUCUGGCGUGAUUGGUGAGGAUCCACGAGGUCGCCCGGGCAAUCUCUUGCCCUUGCUCGCACAUAUGGCCGUAGGACGUGUUAAAGAGGAUAAAUUGAUGGUCUUCGGAAAUGAUUACCCAACACCGGAUGGCACCUGUGUGCGGGAUUAUCUGCAUGUCCUCGAUCUCGCUUCCGGGCAUCUGCUUGCGCUGGACGCACUUGCCCCGGGUUCUACCGUCUUCGAUAAUUGUCCCACUCCCGCGCGUGUCAAGGCGUUCAACCUGGGAAAAGGCAAAGGGAUGAGUGUAUACCAGAUCGUCGAGGCAAUGCGCAAAGCUACGGGAUUCGAUUACAAGACGGAAGUCAUUGGCAGGCGCGCUGGCGAUGUCCCCGACCUCACUGCCGACCCUGCUCUCGCUGAGAAAGAACUCGGGUUCAAAGCAGACAAAGAUCUCGAUACAAUGUGUCGCGAUCUCUGGAACUGGCAGUCGAAGAACCCGCAAGGGUACGGCGAAGAUUGA